AUGAAAAUGAAUAGCGACAGUACGCGAGCAGGAGGAGUGACAGCGGUCUCCUGCCGAAGGCAAUCCGUCGCAUUUUGGUUCUUUGUUCCUCUGUUUGUCCUUGGGUGCUUGCUGAUUGAUCAGACUCAGUCUCAAGCGAUUGGCGGUGAUGAAGGCGGCAGUCAGUGUGUGUGGUAUGGUAUCUGCAAUGUCGAUUCGCUUAAUCGCGCCCAGUACUGCCCGUACAACGGGACGGCCAAACCGAUCGACACGAAGGCAAGGGACCUGAUCCAGAUGUGGUGUAAACAUCUGCUGGUCGAAGAUGCCACGGGCAACAUAAACACGUGCUGUGAUGCGGCACAGAUGCAAGUGCUAAACAAAAAUGUGGCACUAGCGGCCAAUUUUCUCGCACGUUGCCCUUCCUGCAUGGCCAAUCUGGUGCGACACAUGUGUGAUUUCACCUGCAGCCCACAGCAGUCCAGCUUCAUGAAGGUGGUAUCGACGGAGGAGGUCGAACCGAAGGAAGGGAAUGAAAAAUCCGACCAACCGGGCACCACGGUGGCUCCCACACCCAAGGAAUAUAUCACCAAAAUCGAUAUCCACAUUACGCAGGAGUACCUGAACGGUACGUUCCAAUCGUGCAACCAGGUUUCGGUGCCGUCGACCGGGCAGCUCGCGCUAGAUCUGAUGUGCGGUGACUGGGGUGCAUCCCGAUGCAGUGCCACGAAGUGGUUCCACUACAUGGGCGACGCCGAGAACAAUCUGUACGUUCCGUUCCAGAUCGAUUACGUUGCGCACAGUUCGACCAAUGAAACCAUCGACGGCUACAUACCGUGGAAUCCUCGCAUCGUUCCAUGCAGUGAAAAGUUGGAUGCAAACACACCGGCAUGUUCGUGCGUCGAUUGUGAAGCAUCCUGUCCAAAGCCACCGCCGCCACCCAGUCCACCCCAACCCUUCGUCAUUUAUGGUAUGGAUGGAUACGCGGUCGUCAUGUUUGUGGUGUUUGUCGUGUGUAGCGGCCUAUUUUUGAUUGGUGCCUGUUUUUGCCAUUCGAGCACCGGUACCGGCGGUGGAAGCAGCAGUGGAGCAAAACUGUUGGUUAAUAGUGGUGACGCGCAGCCAUCGGACUUGCGGUCCUCGGUGGGCCGCAGGUUGGCCGGUGGUCUCUCCUCUAACAGUGGCGAUCUGGGCACGGACCGGGAAGACUCACCCCUACAGUCGAAGCGAUCGAGUGCCACUUGGGACGGUGAACAAGAACUUCGUCCUCAUCCGUCCGGUGUGGGAGCCGAUGAAGAUGACGAUGAGUCCGGUUAUUUCGAACGACUCGGAGCUAAGACGGAAACCGCCUUGGAACACUUCUUCACUGCUUGGGGAACAACGUGUGCUAAACAUCCCUGGCUUGUGCUGCUUGGAGGGCUUAUCUUCAUUGUUGCAAUGGGUAUGGGCAUUAACUUCCUCCGUGUCACGACAAACCCAGUUGAGCUGUGGGCUUCCCCACAUUCACGUUCCCGUGUCGAACGCGAGUACUUCGAUUCCAACUUUGAGCCAUUCUACCGCAUCGAGCAGAUUAUCAUCAAGGCAGAAAAUCUCACCAACGUGAUGCACAACACCUCCAACGGUGUGAUUCCAUUCGGGCCGGUAUUUAACCGACAAUUUCUGCUCGACGUAUUCGAACUGCAGGAGCAAAUCAAGAAGAUUCAGGCCGUGCGAGAGGAUGGCAGCAAUCAGACGGUUGGAUUGAAAGACAUUUGCUUUGCACCGCUUAGCACGGGUAAUGGAGAGACGCGUACGGAAGAAUGCGUGGUCCAAUCGUUGUGGGGCUACUUCUCGGACGACAUGGAUGACUUUAAUGACGAGGAAGAGGACGCACAGGGCUUUGUGAUAAAUUAUCUGGACAAGCUGAUUCAGUGCUUUGGAAAUUAUUACAAUCCAUCAUGCCUGGCGCCCUACGGUGGACCCAUCGAUCCGGCCAUCGCACUCGGAGGUAUACCGCAACCAAAGUCACCAGAAGAGAAACCCAGUUACACUGAAGCAAACGCUGUUAUCUUGACGUUUUUGGUGCGAAACUACCAUGACAAGAACAAACUCCAAUCGGCUCUAGCUUGGGAAACGGAGUACGUAGCAUUCAUGAAGAACUGGACGCGGGAGAACAUGAGCAUCGCUUUCACGUCCGAGCGUUCCAUCGAAGAUGAAUUGGCGCGCGAAUCACAGUCAGAUGUGUCCACGAUUUUGGUAUCAUACAUCAUCAUGUUCGCCUACAUCGCCAUUUCACUGGGGCACGUAAACCAGCUGAAACGUGCCUUGAUUGAUUCAAAAGUGACGCUUGGCUUGGGAGGCGUUGCGAUCGUACUGGCAUCGGUCGUUGCAUCGGUCGGUAUUUUCGGAUACAUUGGCGUACCGGCCACACUGAUCAUUGUGGAGGUAAUACCAUUUUUGGUGUUAGCUGUCGGUGUCGACAACAUCUUCAUUCUGGUGCAGACGCACCAGCGCGAUACGAAAAAACCGACGGAAACGCAUGCUGAACACAUCGGACGCAUUCUGGGACGCGUUGGACCAUCAAUCCUAUUGACCUCCGUCAGCGAGAGCUGUUGCUUCUUCCUCGGCGGGUUGUCCGAUAUGCCGGCCGUGCGAGCAUUCGCUCUGUAUGCCGGUAUGGCGCUGCUAAUCGAUUUUUUCCUACAAAUCACUUGCUUCGUGAGUCUGCUGGCGCUCGAUACCAUCCGCCAGACGGACAACCGGCUGGACGUGCUGUGUUUCUUGCGCGGCUCCAAAAAGGAUAUGCCGGGCAGCAUCGGUGAGGGAUUGUUGUACAAAUUCUUCAAAAGUAUCUACGUACCAUUUGUGAUGCGCAAACCGGUCCGUGUGGCGGUGAUGAUCGUAUUCUUCGGAUGGCUCUGCUCCAGCAUUGCUGUCGCACCGCACAUUGAUAUUGGACUUGAUCAGGAGCUCUCAAUGCCGGGCGAUAGCUUCGUGCUGAAAUAUUUCCGCUAUUUGCAGCAGUAUUUGAGUAUCGGCCCUCCGGUAUACUUUGUGGUGAAGAACGGAUUGAACUAUUCGACCAUGCAUGAUCAGAAUUUGAUAUGCGGUGGACAGUACUGUAAUCUCGACAGUCUUUCCACGCAGGUUUAUAUCGCAAGCAAACAGCCCCAGUCAUCUUAUCUGGCACGACCGGCAUCUUCUUGGUUGGAUGAUUACAUUGAUUGGUCGGCUGCACCAGGCUGCUGCAAGCAAUGGACCAAUGGAAGCUUUUGUCCCCAUCAAAAGAGUGCCUGUGGAGCGUGUAACAUUUCACUGACACCUCAAAAGCGACCUGCGGAGGACAGUUUCCGGCAUUAUGUUUCCUUCUUCUUGGAAGAUAACCCAGAUGAGGCAUGUGCCAAAGCGGGUCACGCUGCAUACGGUAGCGGCGUAAAGUAUCAACCGGAUGCAUUGUCCCCACAGUACAGUGAUGUCGGAGCGACCUACUUUAUGGCGUAUCACACGAUUCUUAAAUCGUCCUCCGACUACUACGAAGCGUUGCGUUCGGCACGUAAAAUUUCGGCAAACAUUACCAGCACGAUUCAAGCGAAUCUUCGCCUUCAGGGUCGCAGCGAAUCAGACAUCCAACAAAUCGAGGUGUUCCCAUACUCGGUGUUUUACGUGUUCUACGAACAAUACCUUACGAUGUGGCCUGAUACGCUCAAGAGCAUGGGCAUUUCAGUGCUAGCCAUCUUUAUCGUAACGUUCCUACUGAUGGGCUUCGAUAUCCAUUCGUCGCUAGUAGUAGUGAUCACGAUUACCAUGAUAGUAAUCAACAUAGGUGGUCUGAUGUACCACUGGAACAUCUCACUCAAUGCCGUGUCGCUCGUGAAUCUCGUAAUGGCGGUCGGCAUCAGCGUAGAGUUUUGCUCACAUUUGGUGCACAGUUUCUCCAUGUCGGUGGAGGAAACGCGCGAAAAGCGAGCAGCCGAUGCGCUCACCAAAAUGGGCAGCUCUGUGUUCUCCGGUAUUACGCUGACAAAGUUUGGCGGUAUAUUGGUGCUCGGUUUCGCCCACAGCCAAAUCUUCCAGGUGUUCUACUUCCGUAUGUACCUGGGCAUUGUGCUGUACGGUGCCGCUCACGGACUCGUGUUCCUGCCGGUGCUUCUAAGUUAUAUCGGCGCCCCUAUCAACAAAGUUAAACUGGCCAAUCACCGGCGGCAAGCGAUGCAGGAAACCCAGGAAACGUCCCUUUCUACAACCCUGCACCGGGAUGAAAGAAUAUUUAUGUUUGAGCGAAUCGAGGCCGAUAUACACGGCGUGAUGCACCGCCGAAGACGCUCCCACAACGAUGUUUCCAACGGCACACACCACCCCAGUGCUAAUGAGAUCGAUGAGGAGCCGAAUAUGGAACAGGAUGCAGCGUACUAUGACGACCGACAAUCUCCCGACUACAACGGCUACCACCACAACGACGAUGACGAGCAGGCAAACAUUCAGCGAACGGAGCAAUCGAAUUAUCCUGCGCUUCGCCAGGAACAAGAAACCCAAAGAGGAAGAGGAUACCGGGCAACAGGAGCGUCUGGCGGGCCCGGGUACUCCGGAGCACGGCAACAAUCACGACACCAGAUGCAAUCCCAGCAACAGCAGCAACCAACCAAUCAGCACCGAACCACCCUUGAGGUCCACGCCCAGCACGAUAUUCCUCCGGGUGAGGAUACGGAGGAGCUUACCGAACCUCUUCUGCAACAACCAUCCCCCGGCAUGCAGUGCGCCCCGCACGGAUCUCUAAAAGAGAGCGCCAAGCAUCAUGCGGUAGCAGUGCCGGCAGUAGUAGCAGUGGAAGAACACAUUUCAGCGAAACCACCAAUCAACACAUCAGCGGCACCAGCAUCGAAGCUGUCCCCAUCGUCAUCCAUUUCAUCCUCCUCGUUGUCUUCGAAAACUUCCAAAACAUCCAAAACGUCCAACAGGCAUCGAUUGCGCAAGAGUAGAUCGAAGGAUGCGCAAACGGAGAUAGAGCACCCGAAGGCGCCGCUAGUCGUGGCCGAAGAUUCAGAAGAUUUAGAUGGGGAGGAAGAAGAGGUUGAGUACGGUGGGCGAGAGAAGGUGAUAGAAACGUCAAAUAAUAGCAACCACAACAAUGAUGCCAUUUUUGAUAAUGAGGAGGAUUCGUACCGGGGUGAAGAUCGAAGGACGCUUAAGUCCUCCGCGUCAUCUUCCCGUUCAACGAUUGUUCCACGAGGACGAUAA
This is a messenger RNA of Anopheles marshallii, 5190 nucleotides long. RefSeq names its product NPC intracellular cholesterol transporter 1 (gene Npc1a). The coding region runs from base 1 to 5190 and encodes 1729 amino acids. The transcript has 11 exons. Gene Ontology annotation, cellular component: membrane. Gene Ontology annotation, molecular function: lipid carrier activity. The record is from RefSeq and is a predicted model, not a curated record. NCBI's taxonomy places the organism in Eukaryota, Metazoa, Arthropoda, Insecta, Diptera, Culicidae.